Messenger RNA from Erythranthe guttata (spotted monkey flower), 873 nucleotides. NCBI's taxonomy places the organism in Eukaryota, Viridiplantae, Streptophyta, Magnoliopsida, Lamiales, Phrymaceae. The record is from RefSeq and is a predicted model, not a curated record.
AUGGAAUUGGUAGCAGUUUCCACAUUUGUCCUUGUGGCGGUUUUAGCCUGGUUUAUAUUCCCGAGGCACAAGAAUCUUCCGCCCGGGCCUCAUCCUUUUCCGAUCAUCGGAAACCUUCACCAACUUGGCAAAAAUCCGCACUGGGGCAAAGCGGUAAAUAUCGGGGAGGCCAUCUUCACGGCGAUGGUCAAUCUAAUGUUCGCGACACUCUUCUCAACUGAAGAUGCUAGUUUUGAUUCGAAUAAUGAAUCAUCAUCUGAUGAUCAGGAAUUACUUAAGACAACCAUUGAGGGCAUUGCGAAUAUCAUGGGACGUCCUAACUUUGCGGACUUCUUUCCGAUUCUUAAACCGUUCGAUCUGCAGGGGUUAAUCGGAUGUCCGGGAUUUACUUGGGGAAGUUGCUUUUGUUUAUUGAGGGUGUUAUCAAUCAGAGACUGGAAUCGAGAAAAUCAUGCAAGACCAUCAAGAAGAAGACUGAUUUUCAGGAGACGCUUCUUGAUCUACAACACAACGAACGUAACGACUACGUACGACUUUAGCAUCAAUGUCAUUAAGCAUUUCCUUAUGGACUUGUUUGUGGCGGGAUUAGAGCCAACAGCGUGCACGCUGGAGUGGGUUAUGACAGAAUUACUUUUGAAUACGGAGGUAUUGUUUAAGACAAAGCAGGAGAUGAUGUAUGUGGCGGGAGAAAACGAAAACCUGAACGAAUCAGAUGUAAUGGGGCUCCCAUACUUGAAAGCUGUGAUCAAAGAAGCCCUUCGCCACGAAAGUCGGAACACGAUGCACAUUGCACACGUGAGUGGCUAUUUUAUCACCAAAGAGACACAAUUGGUUUUUAACGUGUGGGAGAUUGGGAGAGACCCCGGGAUCUAG